AAAAUACAAAAUCAAUCAAAAAAGGAGAAAAAAUAACAUAUGUUAAUAGCAUAUUUAUUGGAAAGGAUUUGAAACAAGUUUUUUGGAAACAACAGCAGCCAUAAAAGGCAAUCAGCAUCAAUAGAAGCAACAAUAGCAACAUAAAACAAAUGGCUGAGGAGGAGCUCUUUGGCGAUUUACAGGAUAUUAUCAACGCUAGCUUUGAGGGGGCGAACGGAGUGAACAACAUGCCGCAGGUAUUCCCACAGUCCACCUCGCUGCCAGUGCUGCCAUCGCAUAUGCCAUUACAACCGCAACCAACACCACAGCAGACCGCUAAUCCCAGACCCCGCAUUCGCAUUGUCGAGGAGCCGACGAAUAAUAUUAUUCGAUUUCGUUAUAAAUGCGAGGGUCGUACUGCCGGCUCCAUAGCUGGCAUGAAUUCCAGUCCAGAGUCGGGCAAAACAUUUCCCACCAUCGAGAUAGUCGACUAUAAGGGUCCUGUGGUCGUGGUUGUCUCAUGCGUUACGAAAGAUGAGCCCUAUCGACAGCAUCCCCAUUGGCUGGUCAGUAAGGAUGAGGCCGAGAAUUGUAAAUCGGGUGUCUAUAGCAAACGUUUGCCGCCAGAGGAGCGACGACUGGUCCUGCAGAAAGUUGGCAUUCAGUGUGUUAAGAAGACAGAAGUGCGUAACUCAUUGCUGGAAAGGGAACAAAGAAAUGUUGAUCCAUAUCGAGCUAAAUUUGAUCAUAAAGACAACAUUGGAAGCAUUAAUCUGUAUGAGCUGCGUCUCUGCUAUCAGGCCUUUAUCACAGUGGGCAAUAGCAAGGUGCCUCUCGAUCCAGUUGUCUCCUCACCCAUUUAUGGUAAGAGCAAUGAGUUGACCAUUACCCGGCUAUGCAGCUGUGCGGCCAAAGUCAGUGGAGGGGAUGAGAUAAUCAUGCUGUGUGAGAAAAUUGCCAAGGAUGAUAUACAAAUUAGAUUCUUUGAGACAAAUGAUGAUGGGGUUGAGGUAUGGGAAGCCUACGCUGAAUUCCAACAGACGGAUAUCUUUAAACAAAUGGCCAUAGCCUUUAAGACGCCACGUUAUCGGAAUACAGAAAUAACACACUGUGUGAAUGUUGAACUUCAGUUGGUACGUCCAUCGGAUAGAGCCACCAGCGCCGCUUUGCAUUUCGAGUAUUAUCCAAAUCCAGGUAUGCUAACAUUUGCUCGACUUCAGCGUAAAUUGAAACGUAAGCAGGACAUGGAUGUGUUCCAGCAAAUAUUAUCGCUAGAUAGUGAGACAACGGCUACGAAAUACUCAUGUCCUCCGGUAGAUCUAAAUGAGGAUGAGAAUAAUACAGUGUCCUCGGAUGAGCAACAGAGUUCGGGUACUCUGAAUGAGUUCGAGAUUGCGGUUAAGAAAUUGCAAUUCCAACAUCGUGGCGAAUCCAAUGAGGGUGAGGCCACGGUUACAGAGUAUACCGAUGGCCUGGAUAAUGAUAAUGAACCAGAGCCAGAUAUGGAAAUUGAACUGGAGGUGCCACAAUUGUUGCCCCAAUUGGCCGAUGAUUGUACCCAGACAUCGACGCCCAUGGAGGAGAUACUACAGCAUCCGCAAUUACAGCCCAGGGCAUUGAGUAAUGUGGACAAGAUCAAUGAGUGGAUGAAGAGUAGUGAAUUCGAGAGAACCGAUAGUUUGACUGUGGAGAAUGGGGAUACACAGAGUCUCUCGAAUAGCACGGCCCAAACGGCCUUCACCAAUGUUAGCAGUAUGACUGCAAAUACCACCAUAACGAAUCAACUGGAUGAAGAAGUGAACGACGACGACGACAAUGAAAAGAAGGCUUCGCGUCGUGAUACACUCGAGAAUCCGGCUGUUAAGGAUUUACCCGAAACCGAACUGGUAACGGCCAGUGCCCAGGCAUCGGUGGAUAUCGAUGAGAAUUUCGAUGAGACAGCUACCUAUACUAGUCUGAAAAUGGCCUACAAUAAUCCCAUUGAGUUACCCAAAGAGGAUGGGCCGCAAUAUCAUGUGACCAAUCCGUUUAGUCAAAUGGAUGAUGAGGAAUUGGUGGUGCUAACUAAUCCACCGGCACCGCGCAUCAAAGUAAAUGCAGCCCAGACACCGGCAACACCUCCCUCACCACAGCUACCGCUACCGCUGCCACCGCGCACUCCCUCACCCGAUCCAGAGAAUAGAUUGCCUCCUCUGCCACCGAAACCCAAACGCAAUUCCCAGGAUCUUAGCGUGAGUGAGCAUAGCAAUGCCAGCAAUUCCAUAUCAAUCAGUCGUUCGCGCAAUGGCAGCGUCAGUUCCAAUCGGACAACUCCCUCGCCCAUUGUCAUAAUGCGCACACCUGAUCAGAGUCCCACCAAGCGAUUGCCAGCAUCUACUCCCAGUGCGUCGCCCAAAAAGAGGCAAGGUUUCUUUUCACGUUUCUUCUCGCGACGCAAGAGCAAGACCGACGAUGAAGACUCACAAGCCGGCAAUAGUUCAAAUAAAUUGUCGGCCGCAGGUUCAUCCAAUGCCACGACUCCGACAACAAGUCGAGAGCCAAGUGUCACACACUUCUCUCUGGCCGAUCCCAAUCGCUGCUCCUCGCGAUCGAUGCAGGUGCCCAGCAAUACGAAUCGUAGUGGUCGUCCUGUUGGUCGUAGUUCAAGUAGCGUUUCGGGUAAACGUCCUGCCCAUCUGGAUGCGGAUGUCAUUCAUAUACCCCUCAAGGGUGGCGACAGUGAGAACAGUUUACUCCGUCCAGAGACCUAUUCGACCACCAGCACCUUGAGCUACGGUCGACCCCUAGACCGCAAGACACUGAGCACUCUCCAGCUGGCCGAUAUACCCAUUAGUGAUGGCAAUAUGGAAUUGGUGGCCAUAGCAGAUCGUCAGAGUAUUAAGAAUCUCUGCGAAGGAGCCUACGGUGUUGUAUUGGAUCCCAGUGUGGAUUUAUCCGAAGCCGAACAUUUCGCAUUGUAUACGAGCAAAUCGCCAGAGCCACCAUUCGGCAAUGGAGAUGAUCAGCAAGCUGGUGGUGAGGUAGAGACAGCCGAGUACUUGAGUGCCGAUGAAAUAGCCAGGCGUCUUGCCGAGGCCAAUGGGCUAACUGAUUAAGCCACUGGGGACACUUUCAUUUACAGGAAUAACACAAAAAAAACUUACUUAUAGUAUUUAUAUAGCUAGGCCACAUACCACUUUCUUCUAGUCGUUUCUAUUAUGUUUUUUUCAGUAUUAUAUGAUAAUCUAUGUAUACACACACACACCAUAUAUAUACAUAUUAUGCACAGAUUAUUUCUAAUCUUGACACGAUAUCUCUAU
Messenger RNA from Drosophila willistoni, 3278 nucleotides. RefSeq names its product embryonic polarity protein dorsal (gene Dif). Gene Ontology annotation, molecular function: DNA-binding transcription factor activity; DNA binding. NCBI's taxonomy places the organism in Eukaryota, Metazoa, Arthropoda, Insecta, Diptera, Drosophilidae. Bases 150 to 3074 code for a protein of 974 amino acids. Gene Ontology annotation, biological process: innate immune response; inflammatory response; canonical NF-kappaB signal transduction. The transcript has 5 exons. The record is from RefSeq and is a predicted model, not a curated record. Gene Ontology annotation, cellular component: cytoplasm.